GGAAGUCAUGAGUGCGGUGACUUGUGGACGCUACACUCGUCCAAAUCUUAUUUUGCUACUAUUAAUUAUCGUCCAACUUGGCCUACACACAGCAGAAGGUGUAUGGCCAUUACCACAGGCUUUCACCUCCUCAACGGAACGAUAUCCACUGCACCCACAGGCUUUUUACUUCGGUUACGGAAAACAGUCAGCCGCACAGCAGGGCUGUUCUGUUCUGGAUGCUGCGUUCAAGAGAUAUUUUUCUCUUAUUUUUCCAGACUAUACAUCUGCAAAUGGUGUCCUUAGAUUCAGAGAUGAUAAACCAUUUACUGUGGAGAUCAGUGUUGACCACGAUGACUGUGAGAGUUACCCAAAGGAGGACUCUUCUGAGAAAUAUAAUCUGGUUGUCUCUGAAAGGAAAGCAGCUCUGAAUGCAGAAACCGUGUGGGGUGCUGUAAGAGGUCUGGAAACCUUCAGUCAGCUGGUGUAUCAGGAUGAUUUUGGCUCAUAUUUUGUGAACAAGACUGAGAUUGAGGACUUCCCCCGGUUUCAGUUCAGGGGGAUUUUGUUGGACACUUCACGUCACUAUUUACCAGUGCAGGCCAUUUUAAAAACUCUGGAUGCAAUGGCUUACAGUAAGUUCAAUGUGCUUCACUGGCACAUUGUUGAUGACCCCUCAUUCCCUUACCAGAGCCGCACCUUUCCAGACCUUUCCAGUAAGGGGGCUUUCCAUCCAAUGACUCACAUCUACACACAGUCAGAUGUGAGAAGGGUGAUCUCAUAUGCCAGGCUGCGGGGAAUUAGAAUCCUUCCUGAGUUUGAUUCGCCGGGCCACACCAAAUCUUGGGGAAAAGGGCAGUCAGACCUGUUAACUCCCUGCUACAGAAGGGGUACCCCUUCAGGUACUUUUGGUCCUGUUAAUCCAGCGUUACCCUCCACCUACCAGUUCAUGGCAAGACUAUUUAAGGAAGUGUCAUCAGUGUUUCCUGAUUCCUAUAUCCACUUAGGAGGGGAUGAGGUGGACUUUUCCUGCUGGAGAUCUAAUCCUGACAUCCGUGCAUUCAUGCAGAAGAUGGGAUUUGGAGUAGACUUCACCAAAUUAGAAGCAUUCUACAUGGAGAGCCUUGUGAAUAUCACUUUAGCUCUGAACAAGACAUCUAUCGUGUGGCAGGAUGUGUUUGACUACCAUCGAAGACGCAGCUCUCUAUCAGUGGUGGAGGUAUGGAGAGAAGGCUGUUACCUGUGUGAGGUACGCAGGGUGACUAAAGCAGGAAUCAAGGUGAUUCUGGCCUCCCCGUGGUAUCUGGACCAGCCAGGACCCACACACAACUGGGCCCGCUACUACACUGUGUGGCCCCUCGCCUUCAAGGGUACUGAAGAACAGAAGAAACUGGUGAUAGGGGGUGAGGUCUGCAUGUGGGGAGAAUAUGUUGAUGCCACCAAUCUCACUCCACGUCUUUGGCCAAGAGCAAGUGCUGCAGCAGAGAGACUGUGGAGUGAUGAGAAGCAGACCUCCAGUGUGGAGAAGGCCUUUCCUCGUUUGCUGGACUUCCGCUGCAAGCUUGUGAGGCGUGGCAUCCAGGCAGAGCCUCUCUAUGUUGGACACUGCAAACAUGAGUACCAGGGUGUUUGAAGAUACUGGGUGGACUAACAUUACAGCAUUUUUCAGAGUGUUUGAACUUUUAUUAAAGUUCAUAGUUGCCUUCUUAUCUAAUUCUGAAAAAAAAAAAAAAAAUCACGUGUGGGGCAUUUAAAGUGGUAUGAAAUCUUCCUCCA
Messenger RNA from Toxotes jaculatrix (banded archerfish), 1755 nucleotides. RefSeq names its product hexosaminidase A (alpha polypeptide) (gene hexa). The record is from RefSeq and is a predicted model, not a curated record. Gene Ontology annotation, cellular component: membrane. The coding region runs from base 8 to 1612 and encodes 534 amino acids. Gene Ontology annotation, molecular function: beta-N-acetylhexosaminidase activity. Gene Ontology annotation, biological process: carbohydrate metabolic process; ganglioside catabolic process; glycosaminoglycan metabolic process. NCBI's taxonomy places the organism in Eukaryota, Metazoa, Chordata, Actinopteri, Toxotidae. The transcript has 14 exons.